This is a messenger RNA of Tigriopus californicus, 2188 nucleotides long. RefSeq names its product ileal sodium/bile acid cotransporter-like. Bases 336 to 2045 code for a protein of 569 amino acids. The record is from RefSeq and is a predicted model, not a curated record. Lineage: Eukaryota; Metazoa; Arthropoda; Copepoda; Harpacticoida; Harpacticidae. The transcript has 7 exons. Gene Ontology annotation, cellular component: membrane.
ACUAUUGAACGAGCGUUCCCUUGGAAUAAGCGUAAAUAUACAUAAAAUGUGUGUCGCAUGUUGUCAACCGCCUUACUCGUGAUCUGAAGCGCAUGGGUGAUGGUGAGCAAAAUCAUCUGAGAUCCUCAGUGUUUGGCGAGAGAGUCAAUUGUUGAGACAGAUUUGAAGGAUCGAUUCACUCUCAAUCUUUAAGUGGUGGGCCCUUCCAUUCAAUCUCUCUCUCAGACAUACACUCAUCAUUUGUGGCGAGAGAACGUCCACCCUUGGGACCUUCAGACAAACUUGUUCAAGCUGAUCGGGUUCGAAGGGGAUAAGGGAAAUAUCGUCCCUACAACAUGGCAUUAUCUCCUCGACUCGUAUCAUGGUGCUUUUCAUGUGUCCUGCUCACAACUGGAGCUUGGACACUGAAAGUCGAAUAUGAUACGGUGGAACCCAUUGCCAUGAACCAUUUUCAGAAUAUCACCUUGCGCCUGAGUUUUAACGAGUCCAUUAAUGAAGAGCAAACUUGGCCGGCCAAUCAAGGAGUCAAUCUGACUUUCAGCUUUGAGGAUAAGGUCUCAUGGGCGUUAGAUGCGCUUAAUGCCUCACUGAUUGCUACACGUGAAGAAAUCCGGUUGCAAAAGGCAAUCAACUUGACUGUCAAGGGAGUGAUUAUUGGAUAUAACAAUCUUGAGGUAUAUGGCCAAUUGGUCACACUGAACAAACCAGGGGAGCUGCCCCCUGCGCCAAACUCUCCAGUCGGCCCAACCAAUCGACCGCCAUUCAAUCCUCGGAGAAGAAGGAUACGAAAAACAACAACCACUGCAACUGCACCAGCGCCCUUUAGCGGUGAAUUUUUUAACAAUGAUUAUGAUUACUACUAUGACGAUUACGCGUCAAUCCAAAAGCGAUCUGUCGAAGAAGAGUCAUCCGAGGACAGUGAAGGAAAUGAGAAAUCCAGUGAGAAUCAUGCAGAGUUUGAACCAGCGGUUCAUACGGUCUUGUCCGAACAUGAGCCUACACUGAUGCGUAAAAUCCAUAUUGUUGUGAUGGUAAAGGAUCAAACUAUGAACGACCUUUUCACACUUGUCAUGACCUUGAUGAUCAUCGCUAAUACGGUGAACAUGGGAGGACAGCUGGACUUGCAAAUUAUUAAAGAAGUCUUCAAAAAACCGAUUGGACCAUUGGUGGGGAUGAUCUGCCAAUUCAUUCUUAUGCCAUUGUUCGCUUAUGCGAUUGGUUGGCUCAUGACCAACGACACCUUGUUCCGAUUGGGUCUCUUCGUUCUGGGAUGCUGUCCAGGGGGAACCGGGUCGAAUUUCUGGUGCAUUCUACUCAAGGGAGACAUCAACUUGUCUAUCACUAUGACAUUUGUCAGCACAGUGGCCGCGCUUGGAAUGAUGCCAAUGUGGUUGUGGCUGAUGGGACCCCUUUUGACAGAUGAAGACCUCGUCAUUCCUUUUGGCCAACUUAUGAUCACUUUAAUCAGCCUGAUUGCUCCAAUUGCCGUAGGAAUGUUGAUAAGAUAUAAGUGGAUCAAGGCAGCCGCCGUUAUGGACAAAAUUAUUGUUCCAUUCACUCUGUUGACCGUGUUUUUCAUAUUUACUGUUGGAGUUUAUGUCAAUCUCUUCAUUUUCCAACUCAUCACUUGGCCAAUGGUAGCAGCUGGGUUCAUGGUGGCAGGAGCCGGCUACUUCUUUGGGGCGGGUUUGGCUUGGCUCUGCAGACUGGAAUGGGACAAAAUCGUGGCUGUGUCCAUUGAGACCGCCUUUCAGAAUGGCGGCAUUGCCUUCAUCUUACUCAAAGUCUCAUUAGAGGCUCCUUAUGGAGAGCUGGCCUCCGUGGCCCCCGUUGCUCAACUUGUGAUCACAGGUCUACCUUUGUGGGCUGCCCUUGGAGUGUGGAAGUUGUAUGAAAAAUGCUGCAGCCGAAAGAAAGUGGAGGCAGAGCCAGUUCGAGAUGAAUACAAGCCUAUUCAAAGGAAAGACGUUGAAAAUACAGCCACAGAUGGGAAUGGUUUGACGAAAACGUUCUGUAAUCAAGAAACCCAAACACAAUUGGGUUAACCCACCCAUGGAGUUCCGAUUCCUCACAUCAUUACAACCAUUCUAAAAUGGUGACCAAAUUAGUAUAGGGAUUUAUUUUGCGUUGACAAUCCCUUAUGUAUUCAAUUAUUUGAGUAAUAAAAUGCUCUAUUAGUAAAAUUGUG